GGACUUCCGGAGCCACGACGACAGAGCAGAGUGACAGUUGAUUUGUCCAAAAGGACAGCUCACAAGCAGUGACGUCUCUGUCUCUACGGCGGGCGGGAUAUCCGCAGUAGUAAACUAGCUAAUAACAUGGCGAAGACUUAUGAUUACUUGUUUAAACUACUUUUAAUCGGCGAUUCAGGCGUCGGAAAGACCUGUGUGCUAUUCAGAUUUUCGGAAGAUGCCUUCAACUCAACGUUUAUCUCUACUAUAGGUAUUGAUUUCAAGAUCAGAACAAUAGAAUUAGAUGGAAAGAAGAUCAAGCUACAGAUAUGGGAUACAGCAGGACAAGAGAGGUUCAGGACCAUCACGACAGCCUACUACAGAGGAGCCAUGGGCAUCAUGUUGGUGUACGACAUAACAAAUGAGAAGUCCUUUGACAACAUCAAGAACUGGAUACGGAAUAUAGAAGAGCAUGCCUCGGCAGACGUGGAGAGGAUGGUCCUUGGGAACAAAUGUGAUUGCAAUGACAAGCGACAAGUGUCCAAAGACCGAGGGGAGAAGCUGGCGCUGGAGUACGGUAUCAAGUUCAUGGAGACCAGUGCGAAGGCGAACAUCAACGUCGAGAAUGCUUUCUUAACCCUCGCCAGAGACAUCAAAGCAAAAAUGGACAAGAAGCUGGAGGGCAACAACCCGCAGGGCAGCAGUCAAGGAGUAAAGAUUACAGAACAACCCAAGAAGAGCAGCUUCUUCCGCUGCACGCUCCUGUGAGGAGACGGGAGUGUCGGCAUCCACCAUCGCCUUAACUGUGUCCCCCACUGGACAGAACUGGACAGAGCACACACUCUCCCCAAGUCUUCUUCACUUCGUCUUCCUCCUUUUUCUUUCUAUUAGGAAAAACUAAAGUUUAUCGCUCUUUUGGUUCCAUUGACAACUGUGAAUCUAACUCCCGUGGCCUCUGUUCGAUCUUUUCUCAUUAGAUUCUUGAUUCUUCCAAUUUUAUUGACUUUUAAAGGCUUUUUGUGAGAAACGAUCAAACCUUCCCUGCUCACAUUAAUGUCGGAUUCCUCGCUGGUUUCUUCCACCUGUUGUCGGUGUCACUUGGUGAAGUCUUAUUUAUUUGAUCCUCAUCACAUAAAGUAGCUCAGAUUAUACCUCCAGAAAAGGCUAACGAGUUUAAUGGGCUUCCUAAUUUUGAACAUGCUCCUGUCGAAUAAUGCGAUGUAUGUAUCCAAGGUGAUGAGAGUACAGUCCACAUUUGUGUACUGACUGGGUGGCCUAGACUUUUUAUUAUUAGAUAACAGAAAAUGUGAAUCAUUCAUCAUGAUUCUCAUCAUGAAACGGUAGUGCCAGCACAGGUUUACUCAUCAUAUCAACACUGGGGGUUUACAUGUCCUCUGUUCACCUUUACUACUCGUGUCUUUCUGAUUUCUUAGGCUGAAACAUUCCUCUUGUGAACACUUUAAUGUGCAAUGUAAUGUGUGUGUGUGUGUGUGUGUGUGUGUGUGUGUGUGUGUGUGUGUGUGUGUGUGUGUGUGUGUGUGUGUGUGGGGGGCGCAGAUUAAGCCUAUCUUUCAGUAUUCACGUGGAUGCAGUGAGACCGGGUUCUUGACAUUGAAGUAUGCUUGUUUUAAGGCCACGCAGAUUCCUUUUUUUUAGGUAUUGCAAUUUCUACGGUUAAUAUAAGAUGUGAUUCAACUAGCGGACUAGCAAUACCUGACUCUGACACCUGGAGGCAUGACAGUCUCACAGCGGUGGCACGUAAGGAAUCCCAGCGAUGAUGAAAUCAUUGUUUGACGCAUUCAUACUUCCUGUCGUCAGGUCCAAUGGGGGCGCACGCACACAAACUGUUUUCUGGGCCGUGGAGAGGUGCUGUGCUGUAGCAGUAUUUAUGGAGUGAAACAAAACAUAGCACCAAAAUGACAAAGUGCCCUUUUUAUGUUCUUAUUGAUUAUUAUGCACUUUUCCUUUUUUUUGUCCUUUUCUGUUAAAAAAAAAAAAAAAAAAAGUUCUUAACAUUUGUUGACUGUUUAUUACAAGUCUUAACUGAAA
This is a messenger RNA of Cottoperca gobio, 2028 nucleotides long. Its product is annotated as ras-related protein Rab-8A. NCBI's taxonomy places the organism in Eukaryota, Metazoa, Chordata, Actinopteri, Perciformes, Bovichtidae. The record is from RefSeq and is a predicted model, not a curated record. The transcript is spliced from 8 exons. Gene Ontology annotation, molecular function: GTP binding; GTPase activity. The coding region runs from base 127 to 747 and encodes 206 amino acids.